AUGGCGGUGUUUCAAGGGAAAGAUUGCUUUGAGAUAAGGGGAGGGGAAGAAGUGAAUUUAGCCCAAAAAAAGCGCAUAAAGAGUUAUAUUCUUACUUCCAACUCCAGCAGCCAAAUGAGGAAUACUGAGAAUACUUUCAUUGAUCUAAGACUGUCUUCUGGUUUCCGUGAGGUGUUUGCACUAACGUAUAUAAAUUAUAUGUCCAAAAAUUUAGUGAAGCAACGAAAUAUUUUAACGACAUUAAAGAACAGAAAUCCAGAGAAUGUUUCCACCAUUCAGACGAUUUAUAAUGCCCGUAAAAAGUAUCAUACAACUGAGAAAGCAGAAGUAUUCAGUGCAUUUCCGCAUGUUUUAAUAAUGGAUGCAACGUACAAGACUAAUCGCUUUAGAAUGCCACUAUUUGAAGUUGUUGGUGUGACAUCAAUAGACAUGACCUUUUCUGUUGCAUUUGUUUCUAUGCAUUUUGAGAAUGAAGACAAUUAUACGGCUUUGAAAACAGAGACAGAGUACAUGCAUAAUUUAAUUAUAUUAAUGACGUAUGGUUGUUGCCAUACAAAGAGAUAUGGGUGGCUGCCUAGACUAAUAAGUACCUACACUUUGGAAACCAGACAACUAACCGAGCUGAGAGAACUAGAACGAUCUAAAGCAAUUGGUAUUGAUGCUUUUCAAUGCGAUUGUAAGCUUUGGAUGACUCAUGGAUUGUCGUGUGCCCACAAACUUGCAACUUAUAUGCUCGAAGGUCGUCCAAUCCCAUUUACAUGCAUUGAUAAAUUCUGGAAAAAGCUUGAUCUACUUCCAUGUGCUUGGGAAGUUAAGGCUAAUAACCGUGGACGUCCAGCAACUAAGAAGAAGGUUGACUCUUCUACUCAUCGGGAACCAAGUAGGCACAGUUGUUCAUCAGUGUAUAUUAAGCCCUCGGUUCUUAAACAGAGACGUUCAAGGGCAUCAAAAGUUAGCCAGAAUGAUGUCUACAUCAUGCCGUUCUCACAAAUAAUGCAGCCAUAUAUCCAAACGAUCGCUGAUGUAACAACAGAUGGAAAUUGUGGUUUUAGGGCCAUUGUCGGGCUAUUAGGGUAUGGUGAGAAUGCAUGGGCCACCGUUCGGCAAGAACUGAUUUAUGAGCUCAGAGCAUUUUGGGUUGAAUACGUUAACCUAUUUGGUGAUUAUGAGCAUCGUCUAGCCCCUCUUGAGCAUUGGAUGUGCAUGCCAGAUAUGGGUAACUUGAUUGCUAGUAAGUAUAAUGUCAUACUUUAUGUUUUCAGUGGUUUAGAUACAUAUAUGAAUGUGCAUCUGAAUGGGUCACCCUGUACAAUGACAAGCUUGCAAGUCAGACCAACUCUUUCUGAUUCUGCACCAACAACAGAUAGAGAUAGAGAUAGAGAUAGAGAUGAGAUACAUGCAUUCCCACAAGAGGGCUUGAAGCUGACAGCAUCUACAAGGCAAAGGCAAAGCAAAGGCAAAGGCAAAGGCAAGGCAAAGGCAAAGGCAAAGGCAAAGGCAAAGGCAAAGGCAAAGGGUGCAUAA
Molecule: messenger RNA, 1524 nt
Organism: Tripterygium wilfordii
Lineage: Eukaryota; Viridiplantae; Streptophyta; Magnoliopsida; Celastrales; Celastraceae
Exons: 12
Coding region: 1-1524 (507 amino acids)
Molecular function (GO): zinc ion binding
Source: RefSeq, a predicted model, not a curated record